ACGAAGAAGCGGAAGGAGCCAUUGCGGUGUCGUGGCUCAGUUAACAAAACACGAAAAAAAAAGGGGAGACGGGCGAGCGAUCGAAAGAGCGAGAGGGUGAGCUGGCUGUCAGCGGGAUCUCUUUGAAAUUUUCCCCGUGCCACAUUCACAUGACCAAACGAGCCAACGCACUCGGCCAACGAAUCCACGCCUGAAGAACGAGAUUGAACAGCUCCAGAGAUGUCAUUCAUAUUUGACUGGAUCUAUAGCGGGUUCAAUAGCGUACUACAGUUUUUAGGACUGUACAAGAAGUCGGGCAAGCUCGUGUUCCUCGGCCUGGACAAUGCCGGCAAGACCACGCUUCUGCACAUGCUCAAAGACGACAGACUGGGGCAGCACGUGCCCACUUUACAUCCCACCUCGGAAGAGCUGACGAUCGCCGGUAUGACCUUCACCACCUUUGACCUCGGAGGCCACGCGCAAGCCCGCCGAGUGUGGAAACACUACCUCCCCGCCAUCAACGGUAUCGUCUUCCUGGUGGACUGCGCCGACGGCCUCCGAUUGGAAGAAUCCAAAGCAGAGCUUGACGGCUUGAUGACGGACGAGACCAUCGGGAACGUGCCCAUCCUUAUCCUAGGCAACAAGAUCGACCGGCCCGAUGCCAUCAGCGAGGAGCGGCUGAGGGAAAUGUUUAAGCUGUACGGCCAGACGACAGGAAAAGGCAACGUCCCACUGAAGGAGCUGAACACGAGACCCCUGGAGGUGUUCAUGUGCAGCGUGCUGAAGCGCCAAGGCUACGGCGAGGGAUUCCGCUGGCUCUCGCAGUACAUCGACUGAACGCGGCGCCACCUGCCGCACCCUCACCGCAACUACAACAGACAGAAAGAACGGCGGCGGAGGGCGUGCCCACCCACCACCAAGACGACGACGACGACAACUCGAUCCCAAUAGACUUUUAUUGGUUCUUUGGGUUCUGCACUUAAACACACGUUUGUUUGUCCCUCUUUAUAGCGCAAAAUGGACAAGUCCCCUCUCGUACUCCCACCGGCGUCCAUUCAGAAGCUUGCGUUCUUUCUCUACAUGGCAUUUCUAUUCAUCACAUCAUUAUUUUUUUGUUUACUUUUAUGACAGCGUUAAUAAAUGGAAAGGACCAACAUCCCUCCUUGCCUUGCUUCUCCUGCAAAAUAAAAAAGCUUUUUUUUUUUUACAUUUUGCUUUCAAAAAUAGUAUCAUAGCUAAAUAUUGCAAAUGUAUGAAAUGUACGCAAAUAUGCUACAUGGAUGUUGUAUCUUUUACAUUACAUUAUAAUAUGCAUGUCUUGUUCUGUUCGCCACCCUUUUUUAUGAUUACGGUUAAGAAGAUGCCAUUUUUCUUUUUUGGACGGGAGGCAACAUCAGCGCACAGUCAGGUUCCCUCGUGUCUCUUCAUUCCAGCAGCAGGUGCCGACUGCAUUCCUGGAGGUGGUGGUGGUCUUGUUUGCAUCAAAAGCGUAUAAGAAGAAUGAGAAUAAAUGUUUGCAAUGACAA
This is a messenger RNA of Syngnathus typhle (broad-nosed pipefish), 1505 nucleotides long. RefSeq names its product secretion associated, Ras related GTPase 1B (gene sar1b). NCBI's taxonomy places the organism in Eukaryota, Metazoa, Chordata, Actinopteri, Syngnathiformes, Syngnathidae. The record is from RefSeq and is a predicted model, not a curated record. Bases 220 to 816 code for a protein of 198 amino acids. Gene Ontology annotation, biological process: intracellular protein transport; membrane organization; endoplasmic reticulum to Golgi vesicle-mediated transport. Gene Ontology annotation, molecular function: GTP binding; GTPase activity. Gene Ontology annotation, cellular component: endoplasmic reticulum exit site; COPII vesicle coat. The transcript is spliced from 7 exons.